Messenger RNA from Letharia columbiana, 1383 nucleotides. RefSeq lists its product as uncharacterized. NCBI's taxonomy places the organism in Eukaryota, Fungi, Ascomycota, Lecanoromycetes, Lecanorales, Parmeliaceae. The transcript has 3 exons. Bases 1 to 1383 code for a protein of 460 amino acids. Gene Ontology annotation, cellular component: cytoplasm. Gene Ontology annotation, molecular function: pyridoxal phosphate binding. The record is from RefSeq and is a predicted model, not a curated record. Gene Ontology annotation, biological process: transsulfuration; 'de novo' L-methionine biosynthetic process.
AUGUCAAGCUUCGCACCAGACCCGCUAGGCAAAGACCCAGCGGAAGAAUCCUCAAAAUCAUCGAAGUCUUUAAGCAAAGCUUUCUCGAGAGUAGACUUGGAUGGACAUGACCUCCCACCAUCGCCAGCGCCUUCGAGCCCACGCAAUGGCAAAAGAUAUGCUUUAGCGACGGAAUUGGUUUACACGGAGGGAACAGACCAAUACAAUGCCAGCAGUACGCCCAUAUAUCAGUCUGCAACUUUCAAGCAAACGUCUGCUGGUGGUGAAGGCGCUGAAUAUGACUACACAAGGUCUGGCAACCCUACACGGACACAUCUCGAACGGCAUCUGGCCAAGAUCAUGUGCGCCGAACGCGCGCUCGUUGUCUCGUCUGGAAUGGGAGCUCUAGACGUCAUCACGAGACUGCUACGGCCUGGGGAUGAAGUGGUUACCGGCGACGACCUAUACGGAGGAACCAACCGAUUGCUGAAAUAUCUUGCAACCAAUGGCGGGAUAAUUGUUCAUCAUGUCGAUACCACAAAGCCGACGUCGGUACAGCGUGUCGUUGGACCCAAGACGGCUAUGGUGCUCCUGGAAACCCCUACAAAUCCUUUGAUCAAGAUCGUGGAUAUUCCCACAAUAGCAAACCUUGCCCACGAAGCCAAUCCCGAAGCUCUGGUUGCGGUUGACAAUACCAUGCUUUCGCCUCUACUACAGAACCCGCUGGAAUUGGGAGCCGAUAUUGUCUACGAAAGCGGCACGAAAUAUCUCUCUGGUCAUCAUGAUUUGAUGGCAGGCGUCUUGGCUGUCAACAGUAGCGCCAUCGGCGACAAGUUGUAUUUCACUAUCAAUGCGUCAGGCUGUGGCUUGGCACCUUUCGAUUCAUGGCUCCUCAUGCGAGGAAUCAAGACACUGAAAGUCCGAAUGGAACAACAACAGUCCAAUGCGCAACGGAUAGCAGAAUUCCUCGAAUCUCAUGGUUUUAAAGUGCGAUAUCCAGGACUCAAGUCACAUCCUCAAUACGCGCUUCACAACUCAAUGGCACGUGGUGCAGGCGCGGUGCUAUCCUUCGAGACAGGUAGUAUCCACGUCAGCGAGCGGAUUGUGGAAGCGGCAAAGCUGUGGGCGAUAAGCGUCAGCUUUGGAUGUGUCAAUAGCUUGAUCAGUAUGCCCUGUCGUAUGAGUCAUGCAAGUAUUGAUGCAAAGACGAGGCAAGAGAGGGCUUUGCCGGAGGAUAUUAUCAGGCUGUGUGUUGGGAUCGAGGAUGUUGACGACUUGAUAGACGAUCUUAGCAGAGCUCUCGUUUUAGCAGGCGCCGUCAACCUCACCCCUGAGGGUUUUCAUCACGCAGCUGAAAAAGGGCCUACUGCCAAGCUUGAUACCCAGUCUAACAACAUCUUUUAG